CAGGGGCGUUGGCAGCCGGGCGCCGCUAUUAGUGCGGCGAGAGGCCCGCGGGACGCGGACGCCGACGCACAGGUCAUGGCCUCCUGGGUGCCGCCGCAGCCCGCCUCCGAGGCCUCGCCCUGGCCUCUGCACUUGGUGCGCGCGCCCCCGGGGCUGCUGCGGCUGGACCCCACCGGCGGCGCGCUGCUGCUGCUCGGCCUCGCCGCACUGCUCGGCUGGAGCUGGCUGCGGCGGCGCCAGGCGAGGGGUAUCCCCCCCGGGCCCAAACCCUGGCCCGUGGUGGGCAACUUCGGCUUCGUGCUGCUGCCGCCGUUCCUCCGACGGAGGAGCUGGCCGUACCAACGCUGGGGGCGCUCGCCAGGGGAUGUCUCGGCCGUGGGCAUGCAGGUGCUCCUGUCCAACCUGGCCAAAGUAUACGGCAACAUCUUCAGCUUCUACAUCGGCCACUACCUGGUCGUGGUCCUCAACGACUUCCACAGCGUGCGCGAGGCGCUGGUGCAGCAGGCCGAGGUCUUCAGCGACCGCCCGCGGGUGCCGCUUGUCUCCCUUAUAGCCAAGGAGAAGGGGAUCGUAUUUGCACAUUAUGGUCCAGUCUGGAGACAACAGAGGAAGUUCUCUCAUUCAACUCUUCGUCAUUUUGGCCUGGGAAAGCUUAGCUUGGAACCCAAGAUUACUGAGGAAUUCAAAUAUGUGAAAGAGGAAAUGCAGAAGCACGGAACAGAGCCCUUCAGCCCUUUCCCCCUUGUGCACAAUGCUGUCUCCAACAUCAUUUGUUCCAUGUGCUUUGGCCAGCGCUUUGAUUACACCAAUAAUGACUUUAAGAAGCUACUUGAUUUUAUGUCACGAGCAUUAGAAAUUUGUCUAAACACCCAGGUCCUCCUGGUCAACAUAUGCUCCUGGCUUUAUUACCUUCCAUUUGGACCAUUUAGGGAAUUAAGACAAAUUGUAAAGGAUAUUACCAUCUUCCUUAAAAAAAUCAUAAAAGACCAUCGAGAGUCUCUGGAUGUCAAGAACCCUCAGGACUUCAUCGACAUGUACCUUCUUCACAUAGAGGAGGAGAGGAAAAAUGGUAACAAGAGUAGUUUUAAUGAAGAUUACUUAUUUUAUCUCAUUGGGGAUCUCUUCAUUGCUGGGACUGAUACCACAACGAACUCUUUGCUUUGGUGCCUUCUGUACAUGGCACUGAACCCUGACAUACAAGAAAAGGUUCAUGAAGAAAUUGAAAGGGUCAUUGGUGCUGACCGAGCCCCUUCCCUCACUGACAAGGCCCAGAUGCCCUACACAGAAGCCACCAUCAUGGAGGUGCAGAGGCUGACUGUGGUGGUGCCUCUCUCCAUUCCUCAUAUGACCUCAGAGAAAACAGUGCUCCAAGGGUAUACCAUUCCCAAAGGCACAGUGAUAUUACCCAACCUUUGGUCAGUACAUAGAGACCCCGCCAUCUGGGAGAAACCAGACGAUUUCAACCCUAAUCGAUUUCUGGAUGAUCAAGGACAACUUAUUAAAAAAGAAACAUUUAUUCCUUUUGGGAUAGGGAAGCGGGUAUGCAUGGGAGAGCAACUGGCAAAGAUGGAAUUAUUCCUGAUGUUUGUGAGCCUAAUGCAGAGUUUCACAUUUGCUUUACCUAAGGAUUCUAAGAAGCCCAGCCUGAUUGGAAGAUAUGGUCUAACUUUAGCCCCACCACCAUUUAAUAUAGUCGUUUCAAAGAGAAAGAACAUCUCCAAGAAGGGAAUGUAAAUACAUUUCCUUCCAAACAGAUCCUUCCUUCCUUCUGUCAACAGACAACAGAUCCAGCAACACAGCGCAUCCAAGUUAGGCUCUAAUUAGAUACUGGAAAGAGGGUAGAGCAGGAGUUUUCAUCUUGGGAGGAUUUCUCAGCAGGACACCUCUGUCGUUUUAGUAACCCAUGUCUGUGACUUAGGGGAUGGGGACUAAAGUACUGGGUUGGGAAGCAAGAGGUCUGGAUUUUAUUCCCACUGGCAACUACCAAUGAGCAUUUCUUCUCAUCUUACAGUGCCUCUGUGAUUGUGUGUGUAAAAUGAGGCUAACAAAACUUGCCUUCUCUCUGUCAGUGCUAAUGAAGGUCACAUGUCCCCUAUCUUCUCUGACAUCACCCAAACACUGUUAAGUUCUGGAAACACAUUCAGGAAUAGAAGGAAGACCUACUUGUGUAAGACCUGGGACAACAUGGGAACGGUUUCAGACUUGAAUACUUUGUCAGAGAAGAAUGUGGGCAUAGGUUACAAUGACUUAGAGUUUUCUCAGUACAGAUCCUAUGUCAGUUUUAGGGGGCUUGUUUUGUUAUUGUUAUCUUUAUGAUUUGAGUUUUUACUUUUUGUAGACAUGGAAUAAGUAGAUUCUUGUCCAUUAUGCUAAGGAAAGGUUAUAGUUUGAAUUUAUAUGUAUACCUUCUAUUUCAAGGUUCAAGGCCUGAACCGUAGGCCUGGCUGAAGAAGUGGCUUCCUGGCAGAAUUCCUUUCUGCUAGUUGACUUGCAAAUAUGUAGCUCUAUCUUUUGACUUGAGCCCUGAAUAGUGAGCUCAGGAGUUUUAAUACUGGGAUUCAUCAGGAAAGGAUUCAAACUGUACCAAACAUUCCUUUUCUAUUCUGUCUUCUACUAGCCCUAAUGUGUCUCAUCACUGAACACUCUCAGACAGGAAGGCAUUUCUAUUCUUUUUAAGAGAACUAAAUUGUUCCUUAAUAAAGAAGGUCCCUCUAGAAGAGUAGUUCUCAAAAAAAGGUAAUGGCCGCUUUCAGGGGGUAUUUGGAAAUAUACAGGUGCAUCUUUGGUUAUCACCCGUUUGCUGCCCUGAGGCCAGGAUGCUAGAUGUCUUGAGUAGCCGCUUACAGUGAAGAAGUGUCCUGCCUAGUAUGCUAGUAUAUCCCCCAUCAAGAACAUGCUCCAGAGAAUGAUUUGCCCUUUUAUUCUCCCACAGUAUCCUCGUAUGGAA
This is a messenger RNA of Manis javanica (Malayan pangolin), 2947 nucleotides long. It is a transcript of the gene CYP2U1, whose product is annotated as cytochrome P450 family 2 subfamily U member 1. Gene Ontology annotation, biological process: xenobiotic metabolic process. Lineage: Eukaryota; Metazoa; Chordata; Mammalia; Pholidota; Manidae. Gene Ontology annotation, molecular function: heme binding; oxidoreductase activity, acting on paired donors, with incorporation or reduction of molecular oxygen, reduced flavin or flavoprotein as one donor, and incorporation of one atom of oxygen; iron ion binding. The record is from RefSeq and is a predicted model, not a curated record. Gene Ontology annotation, cellular component: intracellular membrane-bounded organelle; cytoplasm.